AUGGCGUCCUACCUGGCCUCGAUCUACGGCACGGAGCAGGACAAGGUCAACUGUUCGUUCUACUACAAGAUCGGCGCGUGUCGGCACGGGCCGCGGUGCUCGCGAAAGCACACCAAGCCUCCGUUUUCGCAGACGAUCCUCAUUUCGAACGUGUACCGCAACCCGCUGCACGACCCGUCGAUCCCGGACGAGGUCAAGGCGGCCAAGUCGCGCGACGAGCUGCAGCGCGGCUUUGACGAGUUCUUCACCGACUGGUUCGUCGAGCUGGCGCGGUACGGCAAGCUCGUCGAGAUGCACGUGUGCGACAACGUCGGCGACCACCUCAUCGGCAACGUGUACGCGCGCUACGAGUGGGAGGAAGAGGCGCAGCGCGCCGUCGACGCCCUCAACCAGCGCUGGUACGACGGCCGCCCGCUCUUUGCCGAACUCAGCCCCGUCACCGACUUCCGCGAGGCGUGCUGCCGCCAAAACGAGACCGACGAGUGCAACCGCGGCGGCUUCUGCAACUUUAUGCACCUCCGCUACGCCUCGCCGCCCCUCGUGCGCGAGCUGCACCACCAGCUCUCGGUCGAGAACCGCAAAAAGCGCCAGGAGGAGAAGCUCAGCAAGCUCGGCUGGAAGGACCGCCUCAAGAUGCAGGAAGAGGUCGAAGGUGACCUCGUCGUCGAGGGAGGCGGAGACUGGAGAAAGGCUCAGAGCGGCGGAGACUGGAGAUCCUCCAACAGGGGCGGCGAGGGCGACGGCGAGGGCGAGGGCAACAGUGGAACAGGAGGCGGCGGCAAUUGGAGAACGGAUGGGCCCGACGAGGCAGGCCAGGCUGGUGGUGCGGGCGACGGCGGUCCAACGGCGACCCAGGACAGAGACACCGGCGAUGCCGGCACAACAGCAUAG
This is a messenger RNA of Pseudozyma flocculosa PF-1, 891 nucleotides long. RefSeq lists its product as uncharacterized. The transcript has a single exon. Gene Ontology annotation, biological process: mRNA splicing, via spliceosome. Gene Ontology annotation, molecular function: pre-mRNA 3'-splice site binding; metal ion binding. The record is from RefSeq and is a predicted model, not a curated record. Gene Ontology annotation, cellular component: U2AF complex; spliceosomal complex. Bases 1 to 891 code for a protein of 296 amino acids. Lineage: Eukaryota; Fungi; Basidiomycota; Ustilaginomycetes; Ustilaginales; Ustilaginaceae.